Molecule: messenger RNA, 5410 nt
Organism: Harpegnathos saltator (Jerdon's jumping ant)
Lineage: Eukaryota; Metazoa; Arthropoda; Insecta; Hymenoptera; Formicidae
Product: T-box transcription factor TBX20
Exons: 6
Coding region: 839-2707 (622 amino acids)
Biological process (GO): cell fate specification; heart development; regulation of transcription by RNA polymerase II
Cellular component (GO): nucleus; chromatin
Molecular function (GO): DNA-binding transcription factor activity, RNA polymerase II-specific; RNA polymerase II cis-regulatory region sequence-specific DNA binding
Source: RefSeq, a predicted model, not a curated record
ACAGGCGACCGGCGGUGGCGCGGGUCAGUCUGUCGGGCAACCGGUCGGUCUGUCGUUCCCUGCCUCGCUCUGUCCGCGCCACGUUUCACUCACGCGGUGUCUGAGUAUAAACGAUACAUCAAAGCGAACGCGAUACUCUGCGCUUUUCAUGUGUACGCGCGCGCACACAUCACGUAGUAGCGGUCGUAUUUUUCCCGCAGUGACGACACUCGCCCUUUCGAGUAUCUCGCGCACUUCAGGAAGUGUCCGGUACCUGACGUUGUCGCGCCCGCGCGCAUAGUUCCGUCCAAAUCACUACCGGUACUUCAAACACACCAAGUGUCAUCGGCUAGCCAUCGUCGUCAGCGACGUUUCAGUGUUGUUGUGCCUGGAAAGUCGUUCCGGCCGGGACCUUCUUUGGUUCCUUCCUGUGGCUCGAUCGUGCGUUUUACUGACCGUGCGAAAGCGCCGAUCGCGAUUGACCAAGCGACACAAUCAUUCCAGCAAUAAACGAGAGUGUGCACUUGCAUUCGCGUUCGCGCACAGUUCCUGUUAGCACAUCUUGGCUUCGCUCGCACGUGCACGUGUGGAAGUUACUGCGCGCGUGUAAUGUGCACCACUGCAGGUUGGAGCUGACGUUGAAGAGAAUGCUGACACCACUGCAUCAGUAUUGGCGUAUCGAGGAUAGAAAUCCGCACCGUCACUGCUACCAUCGUUGGCACCAUUGCCGCUCACGGCGCCCGUAAAAAAAGUGACGAGGUCGCGACAUCAAGGACCAGAGACGCUUAGAAACGCGCGUCUCAAAUUAGUUUAGUUCAUCGGUAGACCCCACGUGGCCCAGGAAGCAGCGCGCGAGGUAAUGUUGCUGGAGUCGCGAGGUCUCGCCGGUAGGAAGAGAAACGGACUGACACUGACCUCGUUCGGCGGUGGUGGCGGAGGCGGCGGCGGUGGCGGAGGCGGCGGUGGUGGCGGUGGCGGCGGAGGAGCCGGCAGCGAGGAGGACGACGAGGAAUCCCGACACCUCUACCUGGGCAGGAAGAUGCAGGGCGAGGGCACCGCCACCCCCGCGGUUCCCACCGGGUUAUCCGGAUGCGCUGGCGAUGAUGGUGACGAAAGCUCGAGUCCGUCGCCGAACAGCAGCCUCCUCAACAAUCUCAACAACAAUUGCAAUUCAAACCGGCAAUGCGCGACCGACUUCAGUAUCGCCGCAAUCAUGGCGCGGGAUUCACGACAGCAACAGAUGCAACAACAGCAGCAGCAGCAACAGCAGCAGCAGCAACAGCAGCAGCAGCAGCAGCAACAACAACAGCAUCAUCACAGGCAUCCGCAACAGCAGGCCGUCGGCGGCGGGAAACUGCACCAGCACGAAAGGGAAGCCAGCGGUUCAGGGGUAGUGCGCGGUGCUCCGCCAGUUCCGGAGACGAUCAAUGCGGAGGACGAGCCUGAAACCGACGAUACUGGCAGCACGAGCAGCAAAGGCAUCUCGCCGGUGAAUCCUCUCCUGCAGGAGCGCUCAAAUUGCGAAGAACUGAGACACGUAGUCUGCCACCUGGAAACGAAGGAUCUCUGGGACAAGUUCAAUGAGCUUGGCACGGAAAUGAUCAUCACAAAGACCGGCAGGCGAAUGUUUCCGACAUGUCGCGUCUCAUUCAACGGCCUGAAGGCGGACAGUCGAUAUGCCGUUCUGAUGGACAUCGUGCCAGUUGACAAUAAGAGAUAUCGAUACGCAUAUCACAGAAGCUGCUGGUUGGUGGCCGGUAAGGCUGACCCGCCAGCGCCAGCGCGGCUCUACGUCCACCCGGACUCGCCUUUCACGGGCGAACAACUCCGAAAGCAAGUUGUCUCUUUUGAGAAAGUCAAACUCACCAACAACGAUAUGGACAGGCAUGGGCAUCUGGUGCUGAACUCUAUGCACAAGUACCAGCCAAGGAUCCACCUGGUGAAGCGACCAGACUCAGGAACGGCGAAACCAAUUGUGGAUCUCGAGAAGGAACCGCACAAGACCUUUAUAUUCCCGGAGGCUAUAUUCACCGCUGUCACCGCCUAUCAGAAUCAGCUCAUCACGAAGCUCAAGAUCGACAGUAAUCCGUUCGCGAAGGGUUUUCGAGACUCUUCUCGUCUCACCGACUUCGAGAGUUUCCCUUUCAGGGAGACGAUGGAGUCGAUGCUGGCGGAGCAGCAGUCGCUGAGGUUUCCGCCUAGAUUGCCCUUUGAGAUGGAACAGCUCCAAGCUGGCACGGUCAGCAAUCUCAGCCUCGAAGAGAAGGCUUUAUGGGCGGCGCGUUCUCAAAUGUUGCUGAGAGCCGCGGCGGCUGUCGCCGUUAGUCCUUACGCUCAACUGGUCAGCCCGGCUUUGGUCUAUCCGGGUGCCUCGACGGCCAGCACUAGCCACCAGCAGCAGCAGCAACAGCACCAACAGCAGCAGCAGCAACAACUCGGCCACCUUUGGUGGGCUUCAUCCAUUGGGCCGACUCUCUUCGCCGCGGCACACCAUCAGCAGCAACUGGCCGCCUCCAGUUCCCAGCAGAAUCCGACGGGACCGGCAGCGCCGCGGCCGCUCUACCCGUCACCCCUCGCCCUGGCACAUCACCGAUUCUCACCCUACCACACAGCGACCGCCCCGAAAUCUUCGACGCCAGCCGCGCCCUCGCCGUCACCGUCCAGAAGAGCCACCCCAUCGCCCACAGACAGUCUCAGCAGGGAGGCGCAGGACCUGUCACCUUCGUAGUCGUUGGCUCCAUUAGGAAACUGCGUUGCGUCCUCCUCAUAGAGAACGAGAGACAUGGACUUCAGGUGGGCUUCGAGACUUUUUUAAACUCGAGGUCGCACCGCGCGCGGCGACAAUUGAUCGGUCUCUUUGAAAAGCACGUGCUUCCGAUAUGUUAUGUUUCGAACGUCUCGUGGCGUCUCGGACGGUGGCAAGGAAAAGGGACUGACGAAAUUCGAGGUUUCCCGCGGCCAAAGGGCAUAGUGACAAAUUCGUUCACGCGUUUGCGAGACGCACGGUUCAUUAAAGGUGUCACUUACGAGAAUCACAUUCGCAGUCGUACAAUAUACUCCUUCUUCAUGAAGACACGGCGAGAGUUCAAUGGCGCGACGAAGAUGGAUUUCAUCCAUUGUGACACUUGUCUAAUCUAAAACUUCUUCUUUUUCCCUAUGAUCGCAGUUUAUAAAUUAUAGGACCUUGAAAACCGCAGGAUUUCUUUCUUUUCCUCUUUCUCUAUUAUUUUCUUUUAAUUAGACGUGCAAUGCCUAUCGAAUGGUGACUUGGAAUUCCGAAGGAAUUAAUUCCCGUUCGGUAAGAAUACAAGAUGACUGUAUAAGAAAAUAUUUCCAUUUAUAUAUAUGUAAUGUGAUAAAAAAACCUUGUGUGAAAAGUCACGUGAAGCGAAGAUCGAUUCUUUUCGCGCGCUUUGAAUGCGAACGUAAGAGAACGCGUAACUUGACGAAAGAAUUCACCUUGCGAACCCUUUCGUGUGACGUGUCAUGUGUAACACGAUGUCCGAAAGGAGAGGAAAUGGCAUCGGCAGGAUGUCGCCGCGGAACCGGGCGAUAUCGACCGAAAGCCGCAGUACCCAGCAUGAAUAGCGACGAUAAUUGUGGUGUCAAAGGUUCUCGACGUUCGCGCGGUCGAAUUGGCAUCGAACCGGCAUUGCAUUUUGUCCUUCUCACGCUAUUACAAGGAGAGAAGUGUAAACGAACGGGAAAGAAAAGUAACGUAAGGCUAUCGCCGCGAGUCUUUGAAUGCUGGUCGCCUCUCGCGACUGAACUCUCGACCUUUGGCGAACAUGGUGGCAAGUACAGAGGAUUCGUGCCCUCUCACGUGACUCGACAAUUCCGUUGUCUCCCGACUGGACUUUCUGGGGCCGAGAGAGGCGCCGGGUCUCUACUCUAUAGUAUAUAUAUAUAUAUAUCUAUGCCCCGAUCGACGAUCGGAAGCGAUAAGGCUGAGCCGCCAUUUUGGUAGUCGGGCAUCGUUGCGUUUACGAAUGCAUUGCUACGAAGUUGUUAGGAAAAAAUGUUGCACGAGAAAGGGUAGAAAUGAAUCUAUUACACUUACAGAAAACGCUGAGAGGUGGUUAAUGAGAUAUUGUAUUGUAUAAAUUUCUUUUUUAAACUUUUACGCGAGAUGUAUAUCCUUUGACGACAAACACACGCACGCACGCACACACACACACACACACACACACACACACACAUAACACACCACGCUCAAAGCAUACGGGUAUAUAUUUAUUUUUCGCAACAAUUUUUAAAGCGAGCCUAUAAAGAGGCGCGUAUAUAUUCAAUUAAAUAAUUUAUCUUCUAGUCGAAUGAUUUAUUAAUUGAGCAAAUUGCUCACAUCGCGUUGCAAUUUGUUGAUUAUUUUUCUUUCUUCGUAAAUAUCUAAAACCUUGGCAAGGAACACCUUGUUAACGAUGAUUCAGGAAAUAUGGAAAUUUUUUUGAUAAUGGAUAUAAUUUCAGUCUGAUUAUAUCCGUCAAAAAGUUUUGUAUUACACAACAAUUUUUCGCUGUACGUCGUCAGAAUUACUUUUUUGCAAAUGUGUAUUUUUGUACGGGAGGGACGUCAUUGAUUUAAUCACAUCACAUUUUCUGAAAGGAUACAAAAUGAAUGAGCGAGGGGGCGCACAAAAAAAAUACAGACGUUGUAAAUAUGUAACCAAUCUGGUUCUCGAAGCGGCAUAAUUACCGGACAUAAUACACGCAUAUGCAUCCAUAAGAGCAAGUAAGUUGUACGACGACUACCUGUAUAUAGAUAUACAUAUACUCAGUCGCGACGCGCGUAAAAAAAUAAAAACUGCGCCACUAUCUCUUGUAACAUAAGUUGUAUAUUUCGUAUUACGAGCCUACUGUUAUCGUUAUUUAUGUUUCGAUUCCGCACUUGCCGAAGCGGGGAAAACGCAAAAUGAGCGCGUUCGAACGCGAAGCGCAUGAUCCGGAAAACCGACGUUCCUGCCAAAAAUCUACCACAGAGACUUUUUAUACUUAAACGUAAAUUUCAUCUUCUUCCAAGCCUUUUAAUUACAUCCAAACCAACCACGUGGCCGGGAAGGAAGAAAAAGAAAAAUUGAAACGAGAGAUUCGAAAAUCUCGAUGUAACUAACGAUUGGUUGAUCCAACAACUGACAAGUUCCCAAAAUUUUAAUAUCCCUAUUGAUAUAAAAAAUCCUCCUGAGAUGAAGAUUCUCAAAAGGAAGGUGAUCAACGAAUGUCCGUUUCGGGAUUCCGAAGGACAGAGAAAAUGCAUGUGCGGGCGCGUUCUUCGUGCGUUCUUCGCGAGCGCCUAAAUGAUUAUUAUCGCCGCGGCGACUAUCUUUAGUGUAGAGUGUUAUAUUGUUAAUGCUUGUGUUGUGAAGACGCAUACACCUAUUGCUGUGCAAGCUGCUCCCUUGUAAAUAAACCCUAAUAAACUCUUGUACCGAACACAU